Messenger RNA from Synchiropus splendidus (mandarinfish), 1565 nucleotides. RefSeq names its product tumor necrosis factor receptor superfamily member 6-like. The record is from RefSeq and is a predicted model, not a curated record. Gene Ontology annotation, biological process: necroptotic signaling pathway; extrinsic apoptotic signaling pathway in absence of ligand; negative regulation of apoptotic process. The transcript is spliced from 9 exons. The coding region runs from base 125 to 1033 and encodes 302 amino acids. Gene Ontology annotation, cellular component: external side of plasma membrane; CD95 death-inducing signaling complex; membrane raft. Gene Ontology annotation, molecular function: tumor necrosis factor receptor activity; protein binding. NCBI's taxonomy places the organism in Eukaryota, Metazoa, Chordata, Actinopteri, Syngnathiformes, Callionymidae.
CGCAUGCGCAGAAGGCUGAGAAGUUGUCGGCGCUGUAUGGUGAAACUCACUAUGUAGACGACCUGUUUUGGAAAGCUCUCGAAAACAGAAGACGUCGAAGGCGUUUGAGUGGGAGAAAUCGCAAAUGUAUUUGUCGGGUUUUGUUUUGUGCUGCCUCCUAACUGCAUCGAGCAGUUUGGCUUCAGUUGAUGGUCAAGAAUGUUCGGAUGGGUCUUACGAGAUUGAUGGCAAGACUUGUUGCCAUUGUGCUGCAGGUCAACGGCUGAUAUCUCACUGCACCAAAACCCCGACUGAUGGCAAGUGUGAAUUCUGUCCAAGGGGUCAAUUCAACCCUCACCCGAAUAACGAUCCAAACUGCCGGCGCUGCACGUCCUGCUCCCACGACAACGACAACCUGGAGGUAGACAUUUCCUGCACCAUCGCUAGAGAUGCCACGUGCCGCUGUAAGCAGGGUUACUUCUGCCGCACCCAAAAAGAAGAGACAUGUUCGCUGUGUCACCCCUGCACCGAGUGUGGAUCUGAGGGGAUCAAACAUCAGUGCUCUGGCAGUAAUAACACAGUUUGCAAUGAUAAAACCGAAGUGGAAAGCAACACACCAGUGGUUAUUGUGGCUGUACUAGUACCUUUGCUUUCUGUCGCUGUCGCUGUCGCUGUUGGCAUCUGGUUCUGGAUGAGAAGACAGGGAGGGCGUGUCCCCGGCUCACCUAAAUCCCAAAGUGGCAGCCCCCAUGAAAUGGAGAUGCAGCUGAUGAGAGACAAAGACCUCAGAAAAUACAUCCCAGACCUUGUGGAGGUGCUGGGGUGGACUGACAUGAAAGAAAUAGCAAUCAGGUCUGGUCUACCUCAAAGCUCAAUCGACUUUUGUUUCGAUAACCACAAAGGCAACGGUCGGGAGCAGACCCACGAGCUUCUGCAGGAGUGGUUGGAGAAUAUGGGCAGAUCAGCUUCACAGAAAUUGAUCCAAACCCUGGAAAAGAUGAACAAAAAGGCCAAAGUACAGAAAAUUAAAGAGCUAUUGUCAAGUCUGGAUUAAAUUUGAACUUUACGACAGUGAGAUGGUUGCUGGCCGAACUUAAAUAGAUAUAAAGCACACGUUUGUACAUUUAUAUAUCAAAAUGAUUCAUGUUUUUUAAAAGUGGCUGCCUAGUAUUGGGAAUAAUUCGUUUGCAUGUUGAUUUAUUUAUGUGAUGCCUGAAGUGUUUUGAAAGAAAGCGUAGCGUUUUCUUCUUUGCUGGGUUUUACGCGUUUAAUUCUAGUUUUUGUGGGAAGUGAUAUUCAGUUUUUUUGUUGCGACAGAAGAUGAAUGUUGUAGCUGAGCCAAUCAAUCAAACAUACUAUUUAUCGUUGAGUGAAAGCAUUGUAGUAUGAUUUAUAAAAAUAUAGGCAGUUUUAAGUUCAGUGUAUUGUUGACUCUUGUCCGGGGCGACUGUGUACAAUGUUUCGUACACAAUCUUUUGUCCCCAGCUGGUGAAAUUUCCUCAUCAUUUUUCAUCAUCUUCGUCAUUUUCUUGACAAAUGUGUCUUGUUUUUUUAAUUCUCCCUUCCUACAUUGGAGAAUAAUAAAG